AAUAUGUAAUCAAUAUAAAAAUUAUUAGUAGGAUAUGUUCCCUUUUUUGUCUUGUAUCUUUGAAAUCUAUGUUUACUUUACACUAACAGCACAUCUCUGUUUGGACUAGUCACAUUUCAAGUGCUAACCUGUCAUUGGUGGCUACCACGCUGGACAGUGUAUAAGAAUUUAGCUUCUCACGUAGUUUCUUUACAUCAGCAGAGAAUUUUCUGGGCAAGCUGCCAUCAGUAUAUGGCCCCUUGAAAGUUACAUCUAGCUGUAAAGGAUUAUAAAGGAAUAAACUGGCAUUUGAGAGUUUGGUACAUCAGGCUUUUGUGCAUUUGGUUAGUGGGAGUCAGCACCUCUGACCAGUCAGCUGUGGGAUACUCGCAGGACCUGGUUCUUCACUGUGUAAGGCUGAGAGCUAGAUGCCUCACCCUCUACUGAACUCCUCUCUGUGGGAUUAUGCUGUGGCCAGCAGACCUCUCCCAGGCGGCCACCUGGCCUUCCCCUCCCAUUUCUCUGAGCUGUGAGCUCCCUCAGUCCUCAGGGGCUUGACGUUGGGUAGCAAUACGGUUUCUCAUCCAGCCAGUUAUGAAAAAAAUUCCUUAUCGAAAAUGUUAAGAGGCCCCGCCCUCGGCCCAGCCACUCACUCCGUUCCUCACGCUGCAGCCCCCGCCGUAGCUGCCGCGGAGCCCACUGCCACCGCUUCUGAGCAGAAGAUGGCUGUGCCUCCCACAUACGCUGAUCUUGGCAAAUCUGCCAGGGACGUCUUCACCAAGGGCUAUGGAUUUGGCUUAAUAAAGCUUGAUUUGAAAACAAAAUCUGAGAAUGGACUGGAAUUUACAAGCUCAGGUUCAGCCAACACGGAGACCACCAAAGUGACAGGCAGUCUGGAAACCAAGUACAGAUGGACCGAAUAUGGUCUGACGUUUAUGGAGAAAUGGAACACUGACAACACACUAGGCACGGAAAUUACUGUGGAAGAUCAGCUUGCACGUGGACUGAAGCUGACCUUCGAUUCAUCCUUCUCACCAAACACUGGGAAAAAAAAUGCUAAAAUCAAGACAGGGUACAAACGGGAGCACAUCAACCUGGGCUGCGACGUGGAUUUCGACAUUGCUGGGCCCUCCAUCCGGGGUGCUCUGGUGCUGGGCUAUGAGGGCUGGCUGGCUGGCUACCAGAUGAACUUUGAGACCGCGAAGUCUUGAGUGACCCAGAGCAACUUUGUGGUUGGCUACAAGACCGAUGAGUUCCAGCUUCACACUAAUGUAAAUGAUGGGACAGAGUUUGGUGGCUCCAUUUAUCAGAAGGUGAACAAGAAGUUGGAGACUGCUGUUAACCUCGCCUGGACAGCAGGAAACAGUAACACUCGCUUCGGAAUAGCAGCCAAGUACCAGAUCGACCCUGAUGCCUGCUUCUCGGCUAAAGUGAACAACUCCAGCCUGAUAGGUUUAGGAUACACUCAGACCCUAAAGCCAGGAAUCAAACUGACGCUGUCAGCUCUGCUGGAUGGCAAGAAUGUCAACGCUGGUGGACACAAGCUUGGUCUAGGACUGGAGUUUCAAGCAUAAAUGAAUACUGUACAAUCGUUUAAUUUUAAACUAUUUUGCAGCAUAGCUACCUUCAGAAUUUAGUGUACCUUUUAAUGUUGUAUGUCUGGGAUGCAAGUAUUGCUAAAUAUCAUGUUAGACUCCCAGGGUAAAGAUGAUUCAGCUUUAGGGUGUUGCCCUUUCAAAGGUACAGAAGAAACGCAAUUCUAAAAAAGGUCCUUUCAGCUGUAGACUUGGGGGGAACUUGCUGGCCCCUCUAGAGAUGCCAGGUUUCUUUUUACCUAGAAAUGGCUGCAAGUGGAAGCUGAUAAUUUGUAGGCACUUUGUAAAUCCAUAUUGAGUAAAUGAAUGAAAUUGUGACUUCCUGAGAAUUGAACCUUGGUUUCCUACCCUAAUUGAGGAGAGGCUCGUUGUUUGAUGGUGUGUACAAACUAAUCUGAAAGGGACUUUUUUAGACAGAUCUUCAUGGCCUGUUUCCACCCAGUCCAUCACC
Camelus dromedarius (Arabian camel) is the source of this 2025-nucleotide messenger RNA. Its product is annotated as voltage-dependent anion-selective channel protein 1-like. The transcript has a single exon. The coding region runs from base 597 to 1190 and encodes 197 amino acids. Gene Ontology annotation, molecular function: voltage-gated monoatomic anion channel activity. Gene Ontology annotation, cellular component: mitochondrial outer membrane. Lineage: Eukaryota; Metazoa; Chordata; Mammalia; Artiodactyla; Camelidae. Gene Ontology annotation, biological process: monoatomic anion transmembrane transport. The record is from RefSeq and is a predicted model, not a curated record.